Molecule: messenger RNA, 957 nt
Organism: Wyeomyia smithii (pitcher-plant mosquito)
Lineage: Eukaryota; Metazoa; Arthropoda; Insecta; Diptera; Culicidae
Product: N-terminal Xaa-Pro-Lys N-methyltransferase 1
Exons: 1
Coding region: 170-943 (257 amino acids)
Biological process (GO): N-terminal protein amino acid methylation
Cellular component (GO): cytoplasm
Molecular function (GO): N-terminal protein N-methyltransferase activity
Source: RefSeq, a predicted model, not a curated record
UAAAUGUUUCUUGUCGUCGUUAUGACAAUCUGACUAAUCGAAUUGUUAUGUAUUUCACAUAAUAUAUUUUUCCGCGAUUUUAUCGCAAUGAUUUCGUACUAAAGAAACUCUGUAGUUUUGUAUCAAGUUUAUUUUUCUAAACAAUUCGUGUAAUAUUGUAUUAUAAAAAAUGGAUAUACCCUUAACUGAACCAGACCUCGUGCCAUCAGAUCCGAAUACAGAGGAAACAAAUAACAACGAAAGUAACACCAACGACGAUGCUGCUAAACAGCGACCACCGAGGGAUGAAAAAUAUUACCAAGAUGCUAAGCAAUAUUGGUCCACCGUUUCGCCUACUGUAGACGGCAUGUUGGGAGGCUUCGCCAGUAUCUCAUUCAACGAUGUGCGCGGAUCGGAACAAUUCCUGCGAAAUUUAUAUAAACUUAAGCCGGCUCCUGCUAAAUUGUGGGCACUGGACUGUGGAGCCGGUAUAGGACGAGUUAGUAAAAGUUUGCUGAUGCCGAUGUUCGCCAAAGUGGACCUGGUCGAGCAGGAUGAACAGUUUUGUCGAACAGCGGAAAACACCUUAGCUCCAAGCGGGAAGCUUGGCACGGUUUUCAACUUGGGAUUGCAGGAUUUUACUCCCGAAGAGGGUAAAUACGAUGUUAUUUGGUCACAGUGGGUGUUGGGACAUUUGACUGAUGACGAUAUAGUGGAGUUUUUUGCCCGUUGCCUCCGUGGAUUGAAGAAGAAUGGACUGAUGGUGCUAAAGGAGAACUUCACCGCCGGACCGCAUGUUGAGCCCGAUCGACAGGAUUCGUCUGUUACAAGACCGUUGCCUUGGAUGAAGAAGCUUCUGCACAAGGGAGGCUUUAGGGUAAUUAAGGAACAAAAGCAGAAGGACUUUCCCAAGGAUCUGUAUCCAGUGUACAUGCUGGCUUUGAAGCCAAUAAUAAAUAGCUAAAAUUUACUGCAUAA